AUGGACAGCAUCCUGAUGGUCAAGAGCGAGAUCGAGAGCUACGCGGGGCAGCCCGCGGUGCUGGGUGGCGGCGGCGGCGGCGAGGUCGUGGUCAGGAGGAGGAGGAGGGAGCCCACGCUCGGGCCGGUCGGCGGCGGCAUCGGCAAGGCGUCCCUGCCCGGCGUCGCCGUCAAGAGGAGCUCCCGGUUCCGUGGGGUGAGCAGGCAUCGGUGGACGGGCCGCUACGAGGCGCACCUGUGGGACAAGAACUCGUGGAACCCCACGCAGAGGAAGAAGGGCAAGCAGGUGUAUCUUGGAGCGUACGACGAGGAGGAGGCAGCGGCGAGGGCCUACGACCUGGCUGCUCUCAAGUACUGGGGCGCCACCACCUACACCAACUUCCCGGUCAUGGACUACGACAAGGAGCUCAAGAUCAUGGAGACCCUCACCAAGGAGGAGUACCUGGCGUCGCUAAGGAGGAAGAGCAGCGGCUUCUCCAGAGGCGUGUCCAAGUACCGCGGCGUCGCCAGGCACCACCAGAACGGACGAUGGGAGGCGAGGAUCGGGCGCGUCUUCGGGAACAAGUACCUCUACCUCGGCACCUACGGCACGCAGGAGGAGGCGGCGCGCGCCUACGACAUCGCGGCCAUCGAGUACAAGGGCGUCAACGCCGUCACCAACUUCGACCUCAGGUCCUACAUCACGUGGCUCAAGCCCCCCGUCGCCGGCCCGGCGGCGCUCGCCGACCACCUCCUCGCCGGCAUGCACACGCAGCUCCCUCCCAGCCCCGUGGAGCACGAGCGCUUCCUCCCGGCCGAGGCCCACAUCAUGCUCCCUCCCACGACGGCGGCGGCGGCCCCGGGCAGCCCUUUCAUCCUCGACCACAGCGCGGCGGCGCUCGGUGGCGGCCUGAGGAGGAGGAGCUCGUCGUCGUCCUCGUCCACGGCGCUCAGCCUGCUGCUCAAGUCGACCAUGUUCAAGCAGCUCGUGGAGAGGAACGACCCGGAUUCGCCGCAGGGCACGGGAGGGUGCGCGGAUCGCGUCGGGGAGCUGCCGGCGGGGGAAGGGUCGUACGAGUACCGCGACUUCUUCCAUGGGGUUUCUUCCGACGUGUGCGGCCUCUUCUCGUCGCCAAGCAACGCUUGUGGCAACAAUGCGGGGUUUCAGGGGGCCGCCGUGGCGUCGUGCUACGGUAGCGGCGAGAGGAUGACACCGACGACGACGCCCUGGGAUGGGUUUGGGGACAUUGCGGCGCUACAAUAG
Molecule: messenger RNA, 1242 nt
Organism: Triticum urartu
Lineage: Eukaryota; Viridiplantae; Streptophyta; Magnoliopsida; Poales; Poaceae
Biological process (GO): regulation of DNA-templated transcription
Molecular function (GO): DNA-binding transcription factor activity; DNA binding
Source: RefSeq, a predicted model, not a curated record